UUGGAAUCUCAGUCCGGAAGCGUUGAGUCGGUUCACCGUGCGUGUGCUGCGGGGUCUUCUCGGUGUGUUGCGGGCACCGUCUCCUGUUUGUCUCCGUGAUGGCGGUCUCUGUCCGCCUCUUUCCCGCCGUUUCGGUGCUGUCCUGUCUGCUCACCGCGGUGUGCGCACGCAGACACGUGCUCGAGCUCGGGGACGCGGAUUUCGACUACCUGGCAGCGGAGCACGAGACCAUGCUGGUGAUGUUCUACGCUCCAUGGUGUGGUCACUGUAAGAAGUUGGCUCCAGAGUUUGAGAAAGCAGCGACCAGACUGAAGGGAACGGUGCAGCUGGCAAAGGUGGACUGCACAGCUCACUCAGAGACCUGUGGUCAUUUCGGGGUAUCUGGUUAUCCCACACUGAAGAUCUUCAGGAAUGGGAGAGACUCCGCCCCCUACGAUGGACCUCGCAGUGCAGAUGGGAUCUAUCAGUACAUGAAGAAGCAGACCGGUCCAGACUCAGUUCACCUGAAGACUGAAGAAGACCUGCAGACCUUCAUCAACCACUACGAUGCCAGUAUCAUUGGUGUGUUUUCAGGUACAGACAGCUCUCACCUGUCAGAGUUUCUGAGAGCUGCAGCUCUGCUGAGAGAACAGUUCAGAUUUGCUCACACUGCUGAUCUGAAUCUGGGAAAGAAUUACGGAGUUAACUCAGAGUGUGUGUUGUUGUUCAGACCUCCCAGACUGUCCAAUAAGUUUGAGGAAAGCGUCGUUGUCUUCACAGACUAUCUGAGCAUUGGCUCUCUGAGACGCUUCAUCAGAGAUCAUCUUUAUGGUCUGUGUCCUCACAUGACUGUGGAGAACAGAGACCGUCUGAGAGUUCGUGACCUGCUGACGGCAUACUACGACCUGGACUACCACCACAACGCCCGGGGGUCCAACUACUGGAGGAACAGGGUGAUGAAGGUGGGGUCUAACUACGCUGGGCGGGGCCUAACGUUUUCAGUAGCCAAUAAGAAGGACUUCCUGUCUGAGCUGGAGGACGACUUCGGUCUGGGAACGUCAGACGGAGGAGAGCUGCCGUUCGUCACGAUCCGGACCAAACUGGGCCACAAGUACACCAUGAGAGAGGAGUUCACGAGGGAUGGUCAGUCCUUGCAGAGGUUUCUAGAAGAUUACUUUGCAGGUCGACUCAAACGUUACGUGAAGUCUGAACCUGUACCUGAGAAGAACUCUGCUGCUGUCCAGGUGGUUGUUGCUGAGUCGUUCGAUGACGUGGUCAAUGACCCGGAUAAAGAUGUUCUGAUCCAGUUUUACUCUCCGUCUUGUCCACACUGUAAGAAACUGGAACCGGUCUACAGAGAGCUGGCUGACGCGCUGUCGUCUGAUCCCAGCAUCGUGGUCUCGAAGAUGAACGCUGUCGAUAACGACGUCCCACUUGGCUACGACGUCCAGGGGUAUCCGACCAUUUAUUUUGCUCCGAUGGGUAAGAAGGACGAACCAAUCAGAUACGAGGGUGGACGGGAACUCAAAGACUUUCUGAAGUUUGUAAAGCGUGAAGUGAGUCACAGUCUGAGGUUCAGAGCGGCCAAUGACGAGCUCUGACACGUCAUCCACCAAUCCGGACUGACCAGCUGGUCUCCAUGACGAUGGGACAGAGCAGGACCACCUGUCUGUUGUGAUGUCAUCCCUGACAUCAUCCAUGACAUCACCAGACUGCCUGCUGAUUCAGUUUAUUUUUGUUGGUUUUAUGUUAAUGAGGUCUAUAAUUAUUAUGUAAAUUAGAUUUAUGUUAAUAGUGUUUAUGUUAAUGAUUAUGUUGAUUGUUUUGU
This is a messenger RNA of Larimichthys crocea (large yellow croaker), 1807 nucleotides long. It is a transcript of the gene pdia8, whose product is annotated as protein disulfide isomerase family A, member 8. NCBI's taxonomy places the organism in Eukaryota, Metazoa, Chordata, Actinopteri, Sciaenidae. Gene Ontology annotation, biological process: response to endoplasmic reticulum stress; protein folding. Bases 99 to 1580 code for a protein of 493 amino acids. The record is from RefSeq and is a predicted model, not a curated record. The transcript has 13 exons. Gene Ontology annotation, molecular function: protein disulfide isomerase activity. Gene Ontology annotation, cellular component: cell surface; endoplasmic reticulum.